Messenger RNA from Galleria mellonella (greater wax moth), 3170 nucleotides. RefSeq names its product protein embryonic gonad. Gene Ontology annotation, biological process: regulation of DNA-templated transcription. NCBI's taxonomy places the organism in Eukaryota, Metazoa, Arthropoda, Insecta, Lepidoptera, Pyralidae. Bases 640 to 1641 code for a protein of 333 amino acids. The transcript has 4 exons. The record is from RefSeq and is a predicted model, not a curated record. Gene Ontology annotation, molecular function: zinc ion binding; DNA-binding transcription factor activity; sequence-specific DNA binding.
CGGUACGUGUUUUAUGAUCCUAUAACGCAUAGAGAAAGUAACUGUAAAUUGUGAACGCGGCCUUCCCAUCCGGUGUCCGCGUGUCGACUGACUGAUGAGCAAGGCUUAACCUCUGAUAAUAAGAGAGCGGGACCACGAUAGUGGGUGAAGGGGUGCGCGAGCGAGACGGGCGAUGUAUCUUCUUCGGUGAUCGUGAAGUGCAAGAUGAGUAUACAGUCACAUACGGACCACAUCCGAGUGUGCCUCCGGAGACGGUUAAAAAACGAAACGCGCGAUUCGCGUUGCGCGUACGCAGGGACGCGCGCGCUUUGAAUUCUUUUUUCGAAUUCGCAACAGUUUUAAUUUGCGAAUUACCAAACACUGACACUGUAUAGAACUGUUUAUUUUUUUUUUAACAUAUUUUUUUUAUACUCCGGAUUUUUUGACGAGUGGAAUUCAUGUGUUCGAAAUUGUGUAGUUUUGUGCGAAAAUGAUAUAGGAAAAUUGACAGCGAAUGUGUGAUAAACAAUACCUUCAGAACCGUUCAGUGGAACAAGAGGAGCUAUUUUAGUGAUCACUUGAAUUAAAAGACGCCAGGGUAUGUUUAUGGCCGGCUUUAUAUAAACUGUCACAGAGACGAGAUUCACAAGAAGAAUCGCAAUGAACCAGCAGUGUAAAGUUUGCGGCGAGCCAGCGGCGGGAUUUCAUUUUGGUGCAUUUACAUGUGAAGGCUGUAAAUCGUUCUUCGGGCGUACGUACAACAACAUAUCUUCGAUAUCAGAAUGCAAGAAUAAUAGUGAAUGUGUAAUAAAUAAGAAAAAUAGAACGGCCUGUAAGGCUUGUAGGUUACGGAAAUGCCUUUUAGUCGGCAUGUCCAAGUCGGGCUCGAGAUAUGGACGGAGAUCGAACUGGUUUAAGAUACACUGUCUACUGCAGGAGCAGCAACAACAGCAGAUAAAUCAAUUACAAACAAAUAAAUCCCCACCAACAUUCAAUUCGUCCAUGAAUCCGUCAUUUUUGCCUACAAAUCUCUUACCGGCAGCUGCUUUAGCCGAAUAUUAUAAGAACUCCGAGAAAAGUCACUAUACAGAAGACAUAACGCGGCAAAGCGUAUCGCCGUCCGAUUCUGGCGCGUCCUCAGCUGAUCCAGAAGACGAUAAUAGUUCUAGAAGUACUAGCGGUUUAAGUAUAUUCAGACCAACGUCUUCGCCUUGCAGUGAAAAAGAUGUAAGAUUACAAGCUAUUAGAAAUCAAAAUAAAGAUGUCAGAAAACGAAAACCGUCAAUUUUGCCUCCCUCCUCGCCAUUCGGCCCUGUAUCAGCUUCCCCGAGUUUUUCUCCGAGGCCAUUUUUAGCAACAAACAUGAGUGUGAUGAGAUCAGUUCCCCCAGCAAUUUCCAAUUGGCAGAAUCGUAAUGGUGGGGAGACUUUACUACAUUCCCCAGCGGUGGCGGGAGUCGCGAUCGAGCAAGAUCAACCAAUAGACCUAUCAAUAAAAUCAACAGCCCUACUGUACAGAAGUCCCAAGAACGAAGAAGUUAGUGAUUCGGAACCAGAAUUAAGAAUUGACCUUGGUGAUGACAAUAGUAAAGACAUAAUGAAAAAUCCCCUAGAUUUGUCUCUAGUUCCGAAAAGAACAGAGGAAGUGCCAAUGACUGGAUGAAAUUUAGUAACUAACGUUUAGUAACCGUGAGUCAAAGGAGCCAUUUUGUUUCUCUAUUUAUAUGUAUAUAUGGUAGUUAAAAGUAUUAAUUAAAAGAGUUAAAAUUUUAUAAUUAAAAUGCUACCGCCAUACAGUAUUUAAGCAAUUGUACAUUCCCCUCUUCCUGAUUACCUGAUCUUACUACCAGUUGUUUUAAGUAUUGUUAUUUUUUUUUUAUUUGUGUAGAUAGUAUUUUUAGUUUGGGUGAUGAAGUUAUGAAAUCUUGGGAAAAUGAUCUGGGUGUUAUUAUUACUAUGUAUAGAUUGGAAUGACUAAAAAAUAGUGCAUUCUACAUUUUGUACUGAGCAAUUCUUAAAGUUGAAAAAGGUAUAAUUCUGUUUAAAAAAAUAUUAUGUUGAAAUAAAUAAUCAAAUUUGUAUAGUAAUAAAAAUAUUGUGUAUAUUAAUUGAUGCCAGUAAUUGUUCACAAAUUAUGCCAGUUUAUUUUUUGUCUUACCAUUUUAGUUUUAAGUAAAGGGAUAAGUGGCCAGUGAAUGCAAAGCUCAAAAUUUACGUGUACAAAUAAGUUUAGAUAAUUCUCGUUAAUUGUAUAAUAUUAGGAGAUUUAUAUUGAAAAUUAUAUAAGUAUUUAUUUUUUAGUUCGUAGGCCAGUGUAUUGAGUCAUUUUCUUGUAGGUUACAAUUUUUAAUUAGUUUUUUUUUUUGUAAUUUAUAAUUGUAAACUAGUGUAAUUGCUUGUGUGUUAUUUUGUUAUUUGUUUCGUUUUUAUUUUCUUAGAGAUUUUAAAUAAUUUUAAUACUUUCCUUUUUAAUGAUGCUCAAACUGAUAGUUAAUAUUUGAUUUGAUAGGUUCAUAGGUAAAAUUUCAAAAUAAUAAGUACUUAAUAUUGUCUGAAUUUAUAAUAGAAUAGAUUUCUUUUUUGCUGGAAAUUUUUUUGGGAAGUCAUUGGAAUUUUAUAUAAAAAAAAAUGUUUAAAAAUAGUUUCAAUAUUAGUACAACAUUUUAUAGUACUUAAUAAAUAGGCAGUUUUUAAUUAAAUUAAAUUACAAUGUUUUGUUUUUAUUUUGCUCAAAAAUAUAUCUUCGAUAUUUAAUAUGAGAUUUCAAAUACACUUACCUUAAUUAAUAAUAAAUAAAUAAAAAAGAUUUAUUUGAUAAUUUAAUACAAUUUGUUACGUUACAACUAUGACGUGCCAUUUUAUUGAACAAUUAGUGUCAUAAUUUUUUUUUUUACAAUUACAAUAGAAUGUAAUAAAAACAAUAGAAUUUUACAAUUUACAAUACGAAUCAAUCCUUUAGGUCAAAUAUACGUAAACAAAGACUUACUUUCAUAAUUAAUUUAAAAUGUUAUAAGAAGUAUAAUUUUGCAAAAUUUUUAUCAGACUACCUUCAAUUUCACUAAACAUGUAAAUCUGUACUGAUUAAGUGAUAUUCAAACUCAGUUGUUGUUAUCAGUGAUACGAUAUUUUUAUAUGUUUUUUUUUACAUUUAUAAAAUAAAUCUUAAUAUAUUUGAAGAGAAUAAACGUGAGU